AUGGCCUUGAGAAAAGGCAUUGUUACAAUAGCAUUGAUGGUGAUUUUUAAGAUUCAAAUAUGCAUAUCAGAAUUCAACAGGCAAAGCUUUCCAAAGGGUUUUGUUUUUGGCACCGGUUCUUCAUCUUUUCAGUACGAAGGGGCACUAAAAGAAGACGGAAGGGGUCCUUCUGUGUGGGAUACUUUUUCACAUUCAAAUGGCAAGAUACUUGAUAACAGCACUGCUGAUGUUGCAGUGGAUCAAUAUCAUCGAUUUGAAGAAGACAUACGAUUCAUUAAGGACAUGGGAAUGGAUGCCUAUAGGUUUUCGAUUUCUUGGUCUCGGAUCUUCCCAAAUGGAUCUGGGGAGGUCAAUCAGGCAGGAAUUGAUCACUACAAUAAACUCAUUAAUGCUUUAUUGGCCAAAGGGAUAGAACCAUAUGUGACUCUUUACCACUGGGACCUACCUCAAGCCUUGGAAGACAAGUACAAAGGAUGGCUUAGCCCUUUAAUCAUAAAAGACUUUAGAACAUAUGCUGAGAUAUGCUUUCAGAAAUUUGGAGACAGGGUGAAGCACUGGAUCACUUUCAAUGAGCCUCAUACAUUUGCCAUGCAAGGGUAUGAUCUUGGACUCCAGGCCCCUGGACGGUGCUCCAUUCUCCUUAACCAAUGUAGGACUGGGAACUCUUCUACUGAACCUUAUAUUGUGGCUCAUAAUGUCCUUCUUUCCCAUGCUAUAGUAACAGAUAUUUACAGAAAAAACUACAACAAAAUACAGGGUGGAUCUAUUGGGAUAUCUUUGGAUGUCAUUUGGUUUGAGUCAGCAACGAAUUCCAAAGAAGAUAUUGAGGCAACUCAAAGAGCCUUAGACUUUCAACUUGGCUGGUUUCUCGACCCAUUGGUUUUUGGAGAUUAUCCAACCUCUAUGAGAAGUAGAGAAGGGAGCAGGUUGCCAAAAUUUUCUAAUUCUCAAGCUAGCCUUCUUAAGGGCUCAUUUGAUUUUGUGGGCAUCAAUCAUUACACUACAUUUUAUGCAAUGCACAAUGCUUCAAAUUUACUUGGGGUUGUACUACAUGAUGACUACAUUGCAGACUCCGGUGCCCUUACUCUUCCAUUCAAUGGUACCAAAGUUAUUGGAGAAAGGGCAAAUUCAGUAUGGUUGUACAUAGUACCACAAGGGAUGAGAAGCACAAUGAAUUACAUCAAACAGAAGUACAGGAAUCCUUUGGUCAUUGUCACUGAAAAUGGGAUGGAUGAUCCAAAUGAUCCAUUUAUCCCCAUCAAAGAUGCUCUUAAGGAUGAAAAAAGGAUUAGAUACCACAAUGACUAUUUAAUUAACUUACUAGCUUCUAUCAUUAAAGAUGGAUGCAAUGUAAAGGGCUAUUUUGUGUGGUCAUUACUGGAUAAUUGGGAGUGGCAAGCUGGAUACACUUCUAGAUUUGGUUUGUAUUUCAUUGAUUACAAAGACAAUCUGAGAAGAUACCCAAAGCAGUCUGUUGAAUGGUUCAAGAAAUUCUUGAUAUCAAUUAAAUAG
Gastrolobium bilobum is the source of this 1512-nucleotide messenger RNA. Its product is annotated as beta-glucosidase 40. The transcript has 13 exons. The record is from RefSeq and is a predicted model, not a curated record. Gene Ontology annotation, molecular function: beta-glucosidase activity. NCBI's taxonomy places the organism in Eukaryota, Viridiplantae, Streptophyta, Magnoliopsida, Fabales, Fabaceae. Bases 1 to 1512 code for a protein of 503 amino acids. Gene Ontology annotation, biological process: carbohydrate metabolic process.